Messenger RNA from Pelodiscus sinensis (Chinese soft-shelled turtle), 1146 nucleotides. It is a transcript of the gene CD8B, whose product is annotated as CD8 subunit beta. The record is from RefSeq and is a predicted model, not a curated record. Gene Ontology annotation, molecular function: MHC class I protein binding; coreceptor activity. Gene Ontology annotation, cellular component: cell surface. NCBI's taxonomy places the organism in Eukaryota, Metazoa, Chordata, Testudines, Trionychidae. Gene Ontology annotation, biological process: regulation of immune response.
CAAGCCCUCUUGUCCCAGGCUGAAACUCACAAGCUCUCAGGUGCCCGCAGGUCCAAGAUGGAAUGGCCGUGGCUCUUUCUCUACCUUGUGCUGCACAUCGCAGGUUGCCAGAAAACUCCAAUUUUAUUUCAGACUCCAGGACGUAUCAUAGCCCUGAACAACAGUACGACUGAAAUAUUCUGUACAAUGAAAAGUGAACAGCUUUCCCAGUUAGGAGUCUAUUGGUACCGAUGGAGCCAGAAGAGCCAAGACUUCCAGUAUAUAUUAUAUGCAACUGUUUUGAACAAACAUACCCAUGGCAACGACAUCGACAAAGGCAGGUUUACUGUGACUAAAGAAAGCUUUCGGAACUCGCAGACACUGAGGAUCAGCGGGCUUCAGCAUUUGGACGCAGGCACAUAUUACUGCACUGUCUCCUACAACUCGAAGCUGCUCAUUGGCAAUGGCACAGAACUUACCAUAGUUGAUGUUUUGCCUACUACUACAAAACCGACAGAGAAAACACCGCCCCCAAAGAAGCCUUCGGGGUGCAGAUCCUCCGGCACAGCCUCUGUAAAAAGGAAAGGUUCUUCCUGCAGCGGCUUCAUCUGGGCCCCAUUAGGGGCAUGUGCUGUUAUUUUAUUGGUGUCUCUGGUUGGUGUUAUCUACCGCUUUCAGCGCCUGCGCAGGAGAAUGAGGCUUCAGUUCCGCAAACAGGUACUUAAAUAAGAUGAAUGCCUGGAGGAUUCUUCUGUGUUGCAUAUCAAGUACCUACUGUAAAUGCCACAUGAGCUCAACACCUGGAACACAUGCGCCAGGAGGAAUGUUACGGAAAAUUAUCUGAGACUUGAAAUGCAGAGCAGAUAUUUGCUGUCUGGGAUCCACCUAUCAUGCACCACCACAGUACUAAGUGUUCAAUUACUUACUACAGCUACUUACAAAUUGUAGAGCAGGCCCAGUGCCACAUGCCUCCUUAUUGCCUUCAAUUCCCUCUAAAAUCCUGGGGCCCUGAGGCUGUACAGCACCUUACAGAAGUGACCCCUGGUUUGCCGUGUGAAUUGUCAUGUACAAUAUGGUGUAAAUAGUAUUUUUGUACAAUGUGCUAAAAAAUUCUUCUAAAGAGCUUCACUGCACUCUAUUCAUUCAAUUUCACCUAAUAAAAUAGCA